AUGCAUCGACCAUCUUCGACUAAGGUGUCGUCCCGCCCACCGACACGAUCUAAAUAUAACUUUCGAGCUUUCUAUCUUACCAUAUUAAUCAUCUCAUUCUUAGCUGUGAUAAGUCUCGUCGCAGACCAAAGUGCGAGAUAUCGCCACGGCUCUCAAUAUGGAGUGGCACAGAAGCGAGCACUAGAUGCGCUGGACAGUAGGAGACUUGUGAAACGGGACGAAGAGUGUCGUCUUGUCCAUCACGCCGAAGACAAAUGCCAAUUCAUACUAGCUAAUUGUCCUGAUGAGACUGCAGGACUCCUCAACUACCUUUCGCUUUACUAUUGCAAACUACCGAAGGCUCAGCCUGUGGCUUUCCUCAUUCUCAUACUAUGGCUUGCAUUGUUAUUCUCGACGAUCGGGAUCGCAGCGAGCGAUUUUUUCUGCAUCAAUCUAUCAACAAUUGCGAACAUACUGGGCAUGAGCGAGAGUAUGGCGGGCGUAACAUUUCUAGCUUUCGGUAAUGGUAGCCCAGAUGUAUUCUCGACGUUUGCCGCAAUGGGUUCGCAUAGUGGCAGUCUUGCGGUGGGUGAACUCAUCGGAGCAGCGGGGUUUAUUACUGCAGUUGUCGCUGGAUCGAUGGCUUUAGUAAGAGAAUUUAAAGUCGGCAAAAAGACAUUUGUGAGGGACAUUGGCUUCUUCAUAGUUGCAGCAUGCUUCACUAUGGGUUUUCUUGCGGAUGGUGCUCUUCAUCUCUGGGAAUGUUUUGCGAUGAUUGGGUUCUACCUCUUUUACGUGGUGAUAGUAGUGGUGUGGCAUUGGUAUUUGGGACGAAGACGACGACAUCGUGAAAGAGACGCCGCAGCUCGUGGUCAGUACUUGGUGAUGACGAAUGAAGAAAUAGAGGUCACUGAGGAAGAUGGUGACGAUGAAGAUGCGCCAGCAGGAGAGAGGGGCUUCCGUAAUAACGAAGACUUCGCGUCAUUAGAACGUGGCUCUAGUCCUCAUCCUCGCACACAAGAAGAGGAAGACAGUGAUGAGGAUGGAGACGAAGGCAGGCAUAUUGCCGCCGAGGUGGCUAGCAGUAUGCGAGUAAUACGACCAUCUGGUAGCCGCAGGAAUACCAUAACUCCCAUUCGUCCUAGUUUAGUGGGUGCUCUAGAGUUCAGAUCGGUUCUAUCAACGUUACAAAAGUCUCGGGGUUCCCAUGGUCCGCCGAUAAAUCUACGACGAUAUUCAGACGAUCCAUCGACAUCACUUGAUCAAGCCAGGGCAUCUGCAACCACAUCGGCUCCGGCGUCGGAAUAUGCUUCGAGUGUGAAUCUUACCGAGGGCGUCGAGAACAACAUUGAGCGGCCUAGGCUAGACCCCAUACGCAGCAGAGCCGUCUCUAUGAACGCUGCGUCAGCCCUUAAACCCACUGAUCCUGCCGCCUUUACUGUCGCAGAUGUGCCAGAUAUUGGCAUUGUAGCAGCCACUCCAACCUUCCCACGGCUCUUAGAUGUGCCAUCUACAACCGGCAGCCCCGCUCCUAUAUCGCCAACAUUUUCUAUUUCGUCCCCUCGGUCUUUUCAUGGAUCAAAAAAUGACACACUAUUUACAAAAAGCACACCACGCUGGAACGACGAUCUGUUGGCACCACCUGGGAAUGACUCUCCAGCACCGUCACCCCGACAUCCUCGCUCUCCAGACCUACAGCCGCAAGAUUCGUUGACAGAUUCUACUGGAUCGCGAACAAUGCAACGACCUCAACUUCAAAUUCCAACUUCCUCAAGGGAUAGCUCGCGAACCCGGAUACAGUCGCCGAUCUUGCCAUUUCCUGUCUACUCGGAUUCGCCAGUGUUGAUGUCAGGAUCUAGUUCUAAGGCCCCUAGUAUCAUGCUACCAGAUUCCGAAAUAACACCCGAGUCGGUUAAUCUGGAGCAUGAGUUGCAUUAUGCAGAAAGGCCGAUUAACUGGUGGCCAUAUCGCAUACUACCUAGUCCACAAAUCAUACUUUCAGCUUUAUUUCCUACUCUAUUCAUAUGGAGAGAUAAGAGCGGAUGGGAAAAAUUUAUCAGCGUCGUUUCGGCCCCUAGUAUCUUUCUUCUGGCAAUUACACUUCCAGUGGUUGAGUCUGAAUCCAAAGGUGAGGACGAAGAGAUAGACUACACUCAAGAAAGAAGGGAGCCUGGCUCGUCGAGAAGAAACACAGGCCCAGUACUGAUCCCUGAUAGCCCAUCAUUGAUUUCGGAGGCAGAACCCGAAUGGCUACAGUAUCAACGGAGUCGGCGGAACACUCAAACCGAGAAUUAUCCUCAAUCGCCUAUUUCAAAUUUCAGUGAACACAACACUGCCGCCAUAGCAAUCUCGGCCGAGAGCCACCAUUCUCAUUCACGUCCAAUUUCCAUGUCACCUCCCAAGAGGGCUAACUCGACCCACGAGGAUGCAGUCCAUAAUGGUCCCGGUGUAGAGCCUUCUAGAGGCUGGAACCGCUGGCUCGUUGUACUCCAAUUAUUCACAGCACCUCUCUUUGUGGUGUUAAUAUUUUGGGCUAACAGUGACGAUGGUGACUCAAAGUCACUCACACAUUUGAUUUUGUUUUCCCUUCUCGGAUCUCUGGCAGCGUUCGCCGUUCUCGCAUUAACAACAACUCAUUCAAAACCCCCCAAACAUCGAUUCUUGCUUUGUUUCCUCGGUUUCGUCGUAGCUAUUGCUUGGAUUUCCACCAUUGCCAAUGAAGUUGUCGGAGUUCUCAAAGCAUUUGGCGUCAUUUUAGGUAUUUCAGAUGCAAUACUUGGCCUUACCAUAUUCGCCGUUGGCAAUUCAUUAGGAGAUCUCGUCGCCGAUAUUACAGUAGCCAGAUUAGGAUAUCCUGUUAUGGCAUUGAGUGCUUGCUUUGGAGGACCGAUGCUGAAUAUUCUCAUCGGCAUCGGUGUUAGCGGCGCAUAUAUGACGAUUAAAGAGGCCAACCACAAACACUCCAAGCACCCGUACAAAGAUAUUAAAUACAAGCCAUAUCAGAUUGAAGUCAGUGGUACACUGAUGGUCAGCGCCAUCACUUUACUUAUCACUUUAGUUGGACUCCUCAUUGCUGUGCCCAUGAACAACUGGAUAAUGAGUAGGAAAAUUGGAUGGGGCUUGAUCAUUUUGUGGUCAAUCAGUACAGUAAUCAACCUUGCUGUGGAAGUUAGUGGGGUGUUUGGUGAUAAUGUGGACUUAUCUACUUAUUUUUCAUGA
Sclerotinia borealis F-4128 is the source of this 3198-nucleotide messenger RNA. The record is from the annotation of a GenBank genome assembly. Lineage: Eukaryota; Fungi; Ascomycota; Leotiomycetes; Helotiales; Sclerotiniaceae.